AUGGGAGUCGAGCGAGGGGAGAUAUUAUGUACGGGUGCGCGAGAACUAGCCGAUGGUUAUCCGAUACUUGAAGAUCUACAAUUUGUUGGUGACUCCAGUGUGAGUGAUGAUGUCAUGCUUCCACGGAUUCAACCACGUCACGACAUCGUCUACUUACCGUUUUCAAGCGGAAUCCAUGGCAAACGCAAAGGAAUUCUCACGACUCAUUACAUAAUGAACGCCAAAACAAUGAUCUCUUUCAACUCCAAUUCUUACAUUCAUCCCGAACGGGGCGAAUAUACCGUGGCGAUGUUGCCGUUUCACCGUCAGCUCGGACUUGAAGCAAUCUUCAUCUCAUUGCUGGCUGGAGCUACAGUAGUCACUGUGUCCAACUUCUGUGUACAUACACUUAUGACCUGUAUAGAUAGAUUCAAG
Ostertagia ostertagi is the source of this 414-nucleotide messenger RNA. The record is from the annotation of a GenBank genome assembly. NCBI's taxonomy places the organism in Eukaryota, Metazoa, Nematoda, Chromadorea, Rhabditida, Trichostrongylidae.